GCUACGCUGACGGCACGCGCGUGAUUUGGUACGCGCGAGCGGUCGGUCGAGCCGUCGGUCCGGCUCGUCGGUCGCGCGUACGUCGGUCGAACGACGAGCUGUGAGAUUGUAUCGUUGCGUUCAGUGCUUCGCUGACGGAACGCGCGUACGUACAUUCAAAGCAAAAAUGAAUAUUGAUACAGAGCGUCUUAUUACAGAAGUGCGGCUUCGUCCGGUAAUAUGGGAUUUAUCGCAUGUAUUUUAUAAAGAUCGUGAUGCUAGAAUAAGUGCUUGGCAAGAAGUUUGUAAAGAAUUAAUUCCGGAUUUCGACGAUAAAUCCGAGAGUGAGAAAAAGGAUAUAGACAAACAAGUGCAGCAGAGGUGGAAAACUGCGCGAGACGCUUAUGUGAGGUGUAAGGCUACAUUAAAGAAUAUACCGUCUGGAUCUGGAGGUAAAAAAAGGAAGACAUAUGUUUAUUUUGAGUUUAUGAAAUUUCUGGAUAAUAAACGAGAAUUGAAUACCGAGGAUUCAAUUUUGCCAAAUGAGAAGCCAAACCAAAAUGAAACUGCUGAAUACCAAAACGAAGGUGCUGUCGUAUCUCAACCUACUGGAAACGAAGGAACUCUUGAACCUCAGCAUUCAACUUCCGAUGAUUCCAACAUUAAUCAAAACAGCAAAACUGCCUCUAACGGUGGACGAAAAUUCACGCGAACACGUCAAAAAACUCGCAAUGAAGAUGAGUUUGACAGAGAAAUGCUGACUUUCUUUAAAGAGAAUGCAAAAGUUAUGCAAAACGAUGAUAUGGCGUUUUUCAGUUCACUGUUGCCGAUUACUAAUACUUUUUCUAUCGAGCAAAAAUUAAUAUUUCGUCAAGAGGUGCUACAAAAAGCCUUGGAAAUUUCAAGGCUCGGCUUACACCGUCCAGGAACAUCGCAUUCUUUUACUUCAUCAGAUUCGCAACAUAGUAAUUCUAUGACGUUGUACCCAGUGGUACAAUCUCCUAUUCAAACACUGCCCGGUCAGUCAAAUAUCCAACAGUCCUAUUUGAUAGAGGAACCCUCUUCUCAGCUGAUUCAUAUACAGACAAAUGAUUCAUCCAAUCAAAACUGUAUUAUAAACGAUUUUCUCACGUUCAAUAAAAAAAUGUAAUUUUUUAAAUAAAUGUUGAUUAAAAAUUUUGAGUAUUUUAUUAUUUUAUUAUUG
This is a messenger RNA of Spodoptera litura, 1183 nucleotides long. NCBI's taxonomy places the organism in Eukaryota, Metazoa, Arthropoda, Insecta, Lepidoptera, Noctuidae. The record is from RefSeq and is a predicted model, not a curated record.